GGAACCUUUGUUUUCCCGCUUUCGGAGCCCGCCAGUGCGGGGACCGUUUCCGAAGAGGCCACCGGGACCAGGAGGAUCGGCAGAGCGGGGCGGUACGCUUUCAGUCACUUGAUUGGUUUGGAAUCGGAGCCUUUUCUCCUGCGAUUCCAGGUGUCCCUAAGGUAUCUGUUAUCCAGAACCGAGAACUCACUGGAGGAAUGAAAACGGCAGCAUCUUUAAAAGAAUGUUUAUUGGAAGGGGUUGCAAGAGCUUGCGAAGUCAUGAAGGAAAAAGUUUUUUAGAGCCAUUAUGAAAUGGAAAUGGUAAUACUGCACUCUGUGUGGAUAGAUUCAGUUUCCUUCAUCUGGGGCACAUGCAUAUGAUCAAAUUUGGACUUCUUUUGAGAUUGGCAGGUAGGGUGAAAAACAGAUCUAGGGGAAAGCACAUACUUAUAUAUGAAUGCCCAAUUUAGGAUGGAGAGGUCACAGAAGCCUCAUAAGGUGACAUUUACCCAAACCUAGUUCAUUCAUUCAAUAAAUAUUUUUGAGCCCUUAUUAAGUUUGAAGCACUAGGUAUAUAACAGUGAACAAAACAAGUUCCUGCUCUCAUGAAGUUUACAGUCCAAUGGGAUUAAUGAAUUUAAGCAAGCCAGGUGAAAGAUUAUGAGAGUAUUACAGUUAGGAGCAUUGUCCUACAAGUCCCCAGUCAUGAAAGAGGUGUUUGCAAUGGCUGCUACUGUGAACUUGGAACUUGAUCCCAUUUUUUUGAAAGCACUAGGUUUCUUACAUUCAAAGAGUAAAGAUUCUGCUGAAAAGCUAAAAGCACUGCUUGAUGAAUCUUUGGCUCGGGGCAUUGAUUCCAGUUACCGUCCAUCUCAAAAGGAUGUGGAGCCACCCAAAAUUUCAAGCACAAAAAAUAUUUCUGUUAAGCAAGAGCCCAAAAUAUCAUUGAGUCUUCCUUCUGGCAGUAAUAAUGGCAAGGCCCUCACAACUGAAAAGGUAAAGAAGGAAGCUGAAAAGAGACCUGUUGAUAAAAUGAAAUCAGACGUCACUGAAGGAGUUGAUAUUCCAAAGAAACCUAGAUUGGAGAAACCAGAGACACAGUCCUCUCCCAUUACUGUCCAAACUAGCAAGGAUUUAGCUAUGGCUGACCUUUCCAGUUUUGAGGAGACCAGUGCCGAUGAUUUUGCCAUGGAAAUGGGAUUGGCCUGCGUUGUUUGUAGGCAAAUGAUGGUGGCAUCUGGUAAUCAAUUAGUAGAAUGUCAGGAGUGCCAUAAUCUCUACCAUCGAGAUUGCCAUAAACCCCAGGUGACAGACAAGGAAGCAAAUGACCCUCGCCUGGUGUGGUAUUGUGCCCGAUGCACGAGACAAAUGAAAAGAAUGGCUCAAAAAACUCAGAAACCACCACAGAAACCAGCCCCUACAGUUGUUUCUGUAGCUCCAGCUGUCAAAGAUCCAUUGGUUAAGAAACCAGAAACUAAACUGAAACAAGAAACAACUUUUCUAGCAUUUAAGAGAACAGAAGUCAAGACAUCCACAGUUAUUUCAGGAAAUUCUUCUAAUGCCAGCGUUUCUUCAUCCGUAACUAGUGGCUUAACUGGAUGGGCAGCUUUUGCAGCCAAAACCUCCUCUGCUGGUCCCUCAACAGCAAAAUUGAGUUCAACAACACAAAACAAUACUGGGAAACCUGCUACCUCAUCAGCUAACCAGAAACCUGUGGGUUUGACUGGUCUGGCAACAUCAUCCAAAGGUGGAAUAGGUUCCAAAAUAGGUUCUGGUAAUAGCACUACACCCACUGUACCGUUGAAACCACCUCCACCUCUAACCUUGGGUAAAACUGGCCUUAGUCGCUCAGUUAGUUGUGACAAUGUCAGUAAAGUAGGUCUUCCUAGUCCAAGUAGUUUAGUUCCAGGAAGCAGCAGCCAACUAAGUGGGAAUGGAAAUAGUGGAACAUCAGGACCUAGUGGAAGUACUACUAGCAAAACUACUUCAGAAUCCAGCAGCUCUUCCUCAGCAUCCCUUAAAGGUCCAACCUCACAAGAAUCACAGCUCAAUGCUAUGAAGCGAUUACAGAUGGUCAAGAAGAAAGCCGCCCAAAAGAAACUCAAGAAGUAAUGUGGCCAAGUAGCUUUUUAUAUCAUAUUAGCCUAAAGAUGAAAGGCUUAUUAUUAGGAUAUAUUCUGUAACAUACUGUAAUUUAAUAAACAUCUUCAUAAUCAAA
This is a messenger RNA of Callithrix jacchus (white-tufted-ear marmoset), 2199 nucleotides long. It is a transcript of the gene INTS12, whose product is annotated as integrator complex subunit 12. NCBI's taxonomy places the organism in Eukaryota, Metazoa, Chordata, Mammalia, Primates, Cebidae. Gene Ontology annotation, biological process: snRNA 3'-end processing. Gene Ontology annotation, cellular component: integrator complex. The record is from RefSeq and is a predicted model, not a curated record.